AUGUUCAUAAAAGAGAAAAAUAAAAAGCUACAGGGAUUUUGUCUAAAAAUAGGCAAUGGUGAUGGACACGUGCACUUUAGGACAGAGGAAGUAGCCAGACAUGAUGCAGAGAUCAGCAUAGUUUGUCCAGAAGAAGGAAUUCAGGAGGUCCAUCUUGGGUUUUUGCAAAUUCGACAUGUGUAUGAUGUCACAUUCAGUAUCGUGGAUGACCUUGGAGAGGAAGUGAACUUUGAUCCUUUAGAGAAUCUGGUUGUCAAAGUGAAAAGUAUUGUCCCUAAUGCCGAUGGAAAGGGACACCACUUGGUGGUUGAAUUUAAUGCUCAUAAAGAAAAAUUGAUGAAAGAGAAGGUCACCAUCCGAAGCAAGGAGCGGCCAGAUGAUGUUGUCUUUCUUAUAUUUUUUGCUCGUGUACUUGGUAAAUUCAAGGGAACUCCUUCACUUAAAAAUGGUGUCCAUUGCGUACGUAUAGAUUCAGAUGAUGAGGAAGAGAGUGACUGGCAAGGUUUUAACUGAGCAGCAGGGUCACUUGUUGACAUCCCUUUAUUGCCAGUGCCAUUAUGGAAACUUACACUUGAAGUCUUCUGAUGUAUCCAUUAUUCUGUGUGUAGGGAACUGCCAAGAUGGACCAAGGUCACAGCUCAGGAAGCUGGGUAGCCGAUGCAAAUACAGUGGAUAUUGAUUUCAUGACAUUUGCCUUUUCUCAUUCACGUUUUAAAGCAUUUAUGAGACUUAAAAUCAUGAGUGGUGAAAAUGCAGUCAAGACUGGAAUGAUUGAAGAAUUAGUUAUGUUUUAGCAGCAGCUUAUUUUAGCACAUUGUCUGUGUGCUGAACACAUUUGUUGUGAGAAAAGUUACUUUUCUGAUAACUCCCAUGGACGCAAGAAGGACUUUGUGUGUGUACACAUGAGUAUAUGAAUGUGUGUGUGUGUACUUAUGUGCAAGUUUCAUUGUAGACAACUUAAAAGUGUCUGGGUAAUGUGGAAGCCUCAUCUUCAGAACAGUCAAACGUGGCAUUACUUAUUAUUUCUUUUGGAGUACAAUCUUCCAGAAAGAAAUCCAUCAGUUGUAAUUUGAAAUAGAUGAUUAUUUCUUUUGCUUUCUCUUUUUUCACUCUUAGCUUUUUUCUUGUUUGUUAUUGCUGACUUUUUAUAAACAUGAAUUUUAUGUUGUCUGCAACUAACAAAUAGCAAAGGAAAGAGGAAAGUCAGAAGUAUAGCAUAUUUUCAGAACUUCCUUCUAGACGUAGACUAAUAAAAAGCUUUUGGAAAACUGAUUCAUGCCUCUUACAAAACUCCUUCACCCUCACAAACCCCGAAUUGCUUUAACACAAAAGAUGCAUGUUUGCCCAACGUGAAAGAAAAAUGCUCUAACAGAAUAUCCCUCAAUCUUCGUGAAAAUGAGUAAGUAUUUUAUUCACAGCCUCAAAAAGAGUGACCACAUUACUUCAGCUGCUUGUAUUGUUCCUGUUCUCGAUUGUGGCCAGUUGCAGCCCUCCUUCUUUUUGUAAAACUGCUUAUGCAAUAUAGCCUGUGAUGGUCAGUUUGUAGAGUAUAUGGAGACAUGAUGAUCGCCAUUUACUAUAUCUGAGUGGUGAUUUAGGGGCAAUAGCAAAUCAAAUGACUUUUUUUGUCACCAGAACUUUAGAGCAGAAGUGAUUAAAACAUCAGUAUCAAUUAUGUGAGCAUAAACUGUGUUUUAAAUUACCUGUUCACUAUUUUAAACCGUUAAUGACAGCACAGAUAUUUAUGAAGGACAAACACUGCAUAUUGACUAGCUAACUAUAUCGUUUGCCAGGUGACCUGCAACACAGUGCUUUAAGAUUAUAGUAAAGUCUGCUUAGUCUGCAGAUGAAGUCUUUUUAUUAUAAUCUGGUUAUGUAUUUAAUAGAAAGCAGUAAAGUUAAUGAUUUACUGUAUGGUUUAUGUGUAAUUUUGGGUCCAUGCAAAGAUAUGGGUUUACAUGUCAAAUCCAUGGUUAAAGGCAUUGAUAAUGCUCACAGAAUAGGCCAUGAUUUGUGUUCUUGGUGAAUGGGAAAUAUUUGCAAGAAAAUAAUAUGCAUUUACUUUAGACAGCAUAAUCUCAAGCAGCCUAUGUCACAUUAUCAGUCUCAAUGACCAUAAUUUUCUGAUAACAAAUUUCAGUAAAAGCAGGGAUAAUAUGGGAGUGUUGCAAACAUUCAAUUUGAAAUAAAUGAGCAUUGAUCACUGGAGCAAGAAUAUGAUUAGAUUUACAGUGUCUUCAAAAUUGCAUCUGCACCCUGAUUUUUCUCUGAGGAGUGCUUUGAUGCUAAGAUCUGCUGUUUUACUGAGAUGAGAAUUAUUCAGAACUGAAAAAUAUUGAAAUUGGAGAGAUAACCAUAACAUUUUUCGAAGGAAAUUUGGAGCAAUGACAUGGAUUGUAAAACAUCAUAUGUUCAUUCCAUGUCUGGACAGUCUUGAUGCAAUUUAUGCUCCUUCGUGUAUUUACACAUCUGGCACACAUUAAAUAAGGUUUCCAGAUGCCUUACCCUUAAUGAUUCAUUCAUAACCUUUAAUACUGGCUUCUGCUUCCCCCUAACAGUCUUGAACAUAAGCGGUUACACAAAAAGCAUGCAAACUAAAGCUGCAGCCUAGGUAUUACUUGAGGGAAUUAGAUUUAAGAACAGGCAUUAUGUUUUUAUGCAGAAUGUUCUGGAUUAAUGGUUAAGAAAUUAUAAAUUGUCAUUGCCCCCUGUGGUCACUGAUUUAUUAUUUGACUCGUUAAUGCAUGCUGUCACAUUACCUGGUGCAAACAAUUUGUGCCUUGAAGGAAUAAGAAUCGGCAGUUUCAGUUUUUUGAAACAGCUUCUCUGUUCUGAGCUGUGAUUGAUUUAGAAACUUAAGCUUAAUGCUGUUUUCCAAAGUGUAAAGCAAUUAAAUGUAGAUUUUUUUUUCAGAAUGUGAGAGAUUUAGUUUGUCAGCCAGCAUCAGACAGCAAGUGAGCCUGGGGCUGAUUUCUUUUUUUUAAGUACUCCCAUGUUGUGUGGUUUGUACAAUGUCGUGUUUCCUAGAUGAUGUUCUCAAAGCUCAAUCUUAAUUAUGGUUCACAACUCUGCAUUUCAAGUUCCACACUUUAAGAGAUUAAUAAAGAAAUUUAGUGUUUUACAA
Molecule: messenger RNA, 3124 nt
Organism: Pomacea canaliculata
Lineage: Eukaryota; Metazoa; Mollusca; Gastropoda; Architaenioglossa; Ampullariidae
Product: UPF0687 protein C20orf27 homolog
Exons: 4
Coding region: 1-513 (170 amino acids)
Source: RefSeq, a predicted model, not a curated record